CGCUCAAGUCAUGCGAUGCCUGCCCCGUGCCAAUGCGCCCUGUUCUGCCGCUGCAUUGGCCGCGCACGGGGCCCAGGCUGCCAGCGCUUUGUGACGGGGGUCCGGUGGGUGACAUCUUGCCCCCCCCAAACAUCGAGAUUUCCAAAACCGCUGGUACCCUUUGAGAAGCCAAUGAAGUGGGUAACAUCACCAGAGUCAACCAGUACUUUUGAGAAGUUGGAAGCUGCCCCACCGUCCCCAGGACAGCUGAAACACGUGUUCUUCCACAAUGCAAUACCUUUUGUAGGCUUUGGAUUCUUGGAUAAUGCGAUUAUGAUUGCUGCAGGAACCCAAAUAGAAUUAUCAAUUGGAGUUGUCCUGGGAAUAACUACUAUGGCAGCUGCUGCUCUGGGAAAUCUUGUUUCAGAUUUAGCUGGACUGGGUCUUGCAGGUUAUGUUGAAGCUCUAGCUUCUAGAAUGGGCCUGUCAAUUCCUGAUCUGACUCCCAAGCAAGCUGAUAUGUGGCAAACACGUCUCAGUGCACACGUGGGAAAAGCAAUUGGAGUGACCAUUGGCUGCCUUUUAGGAAUGUUUCCUUUGUUCUUCUUUGGAGAUGAAGAAAAAAAAGUGGAAGAGAAAAAUUAACCUUUUUACAAAUACAAAAAAGUGUAAACUAAUGUACCUCAAUUAUUCAGUUAUGCUGUCAGAAUAUUUAGGAAUUAACAGACAG
Messenger RNA from Pelodiscus sinensis (Chinese soft-shelled turtle), 709 nucleotides. Lineage: Eukaryota; Metazoa; Chordata; Testudines; Trionychidae. The record is from RefSeq and is a predicted model, not a curated record.